This is a messenger RNA of Rattus norvegicus (Norway rat), 2612 nucleotides long. The record is from RefSeq and is a predicted model, not a curated record. NCBI's taxonomy places the organism in Eukaryota, Metazoa, Chordata, Mammalia, Rodentia, Muridae.
CACUACAAGCUUUGGAGUACAAAGCUAUAUCCUGUCAUCCCCAAACCAUAGUUCCACAUGGUGGAAGCUUACCCCACAAGUCCCGUCUUGGAAGGCACGGACAGACGACCCCCACUGUUAAACUUUCCUGUCUUUUUUUUUUUUUUUUUUUUGGUUCUUUUUUUUCCGGAGCUGGGGAUCGAACCCAGGGCCUUGCGCUUCCUAGGCAAGUGCUCUACCACUGAGCUAAAUCCCCAACCCCAAACUUUCCCUGUCUUGUCAAUAAACACCUAUGUCCACCGUCUACCCUGGGUCCUUAGGAGGCUAAAAUGCUAAUAGAGCAACUGCUUCCUGACUCCACGGGCAAGUUCUCACCAAGUGCCCUUUACCACCUACAGUUCCCCUCUUUAUGACCAAACAUGUGUGAGCCUGUGGAAGGCUGGGCCUUGUCCGCACAUGUGGGACUGUGAGUAGGGAGAUUGACUCCCAAGUUCUCUAGGCUGGAAGGGGUGGUUGUGGACUCAUAGGGAAAGAUGACACAGCUAAGUAAGAGGCCUUUGCUAAGGUUGCCUGGCAAGGUUUCUUCACUGAGUGCCAGGCCCUCUGGGUGCUGGUAGGAGCAUCCUGCCCUCACGGUAGCUAAGCUCCACUGGGGCUUCAGAGCUGAUAAGGCACAUUUUCUAGAGAGGUUGACCUCCAGGCUGGACACCCUUGACCCCUGGUUGUAUGGUCCCCCUAAGACUUUAUCAUGAGAAUUUGUAUAUACGAUAGUAAACAAGCUAAAGGACUUGUCAGUAAACAUCCCUAUGUCCACCAGCCUUCAUAUUUUGUCAUACCUGAUCUUGUGUCUGUCCAUUCCUUUAUUCAUCCAUUUCCUGUUUCACAUGUUAGACUGAGGUAUUCUUGAGCCUGUCGAAUUCUUUGAUAUUCUGCAAAAAUUCAAGCCAACUCACCUUGGCAACUCUGCAUACAGAAGUGCCUUUUCUCCAUCUGUUCAAGUGCAGCCCAGAGCUCAAUAAUAAAUGCACUGUGCACAGAUCUCGCCUUGGGCAAUCUGAAGUCUAGAAAAGGACUUCUACAGCCAACUUCAACCCAGGGUCUCUCAGGCACUGAGAGCCCACACUUAGGUCUCAGAAUCAGAUGCGUGAGGUUUCCUUCGUGCUGGUGAGAGAAUCGGCCUCUCUGGACAAACCUCUGACUCCUGUUCCAUACUGAAGAGAAAUCCAAGAUGACGUCUGUUAGGAAUCACAACCUGCCAGAACCUUCAUCCCCGGUGUUCUGGCAGAGGUGGCCACAUCUGGCCAUUCCUUCCACCAGUCAUAACAUACCUAUGUUCUGAACAGACUCUGGGAGUUCAGUAUUCCUGAUAGAACUGGGCAAUUUCAUAGGUCCCAACCACCAGGUUGACACUUCAGACCUAGUUCGGCCAUAUCUCCUUGGUUCCCAGUGGUCAACACUUUGGGUAGAAGGUGAUUCUGAAACUCAAUAGGAAGCCAAGGUUUGGGAAGGUGGAGGUGAGAACCUCACACCUGGGUACUUGAUAAUUCCAAGGACUUUGGCCUGAGAAGUCAUCUCCUAAAAGCAGGUGUGGGGCUAUGCCAAGACCACACAGCUGGCCUAGUCUCAGGCCCAAGACUUCUGCCCAAGGACAAAGAUACCCAUAAAUAAAGCCAGGCCAUCUCAACAUCGUUCUUAUUUUUCACAAUGCUACUGCUCAGCCUAACCCUUAGCCUGGUCCUUCUUGGCUCCUCCUGGGGCUGUGGUGUUCCCGCCAUCACACCUGCACUGAGCUACAACCAGAGGAUUGUCAACGGGGAGAAUGCAGUGCCAGGCUCCUGGCCCUGGCAAGUGUCUCUGCAGGAUAACACCGGCUUCCACUUCUGUGGUGGUUCUCUCAUUGCCCCAAACUGGGUGGUCACGGCUGCCCACUGCAAAGUCACGCCUGGACGCCACUUUGUCAUUUUAGGAGAAUAUGACCGAUCUUCCAAUGCUGAGCCUAUACAGGUGCUCUCCAUCUCGAAGGCGAUCACACACCCUAGCUGGAACCCCAACACUAUGAACAAUGACCUGACUCUUCUGAAGCUUGCCUCACCAGCCCGGUACACAGCACAAGUCUCACCAGUCUGCCUGGCUUCCUCAAAUGAGGCACUUCCUGCAGGCCUCACAUGCGUCACCACUGGCUGGGGCCGCAUCAGUGGUGUGGGCAACGUGACACCAGCACGUCUGCAGCAAGUAGUUCUACCCCUGGUCACUGUGAAUCAGUGUCGGCAGUAUUGGGGUUCACGCAUUACUGACUCCAUGAUAUGUGCAGGUGGCGCAGGUGCCUCCUCAUGUCAGGUAAGCGCCUUGUCUUCUGCACUGUCCCGUGGUACACUUCCCCAAACUGCCAUGCUGACUUUUCCCCUUUGCUUCCCUUUCAGGGUGACUCAGGAGGCCCUCUUGUCUGCCAGAAGGGAAACACCUGGGUGCUUAUUGGUAUUGUCUCCUGGGGCACUGAGAACUGCAAUGUACAAGCACCGGCCAUGUACACUCGGGUCAGCAAGUUCAACACCUGGAUCAACCAAGUCAUGGCCUACAACUAAACUGUCCACAGAUCCUUUCCCCAUCUCAAUCCAAUAAAGACACCAGCCUCA